Rattus rattus (black rat) is the source of this 3341-nucleotide messenger RNA. RefSeq names its product SH2B adaptor protein 1 (gene Sh2b1). The transcript is spliced from 9 exons. The record is from RefSeq and is a predicted model, not a curated record. NCBI's taxonomy places the organism in Eukaryota, Metazoa, Chordata, Mammalia, Rodentia, Muridae. Bases 615 to 2789 code for a protein of 724 amino acids. Gene Ontology annotation, biological process: intracellular signal transduction. Gene Ontology annotation, cellular component: plasma membrane. Gene Ontology annotation, molecular function: transmembrane receptor protein tyrosine kinase adaptor activity.
UUCCUUCCGCGUCGGGGAACCCGUCCUAGCGCCUGCGCAGAAGCGCGUGCUGGGAGCUCGUCGCGGAGGCGGGGGGCACAGGGAGCGGGAGCUGCGGCCGUCGCCGCCGCCGCCGCUGCCACCGCCGGAGCUAAGCGCGGGGACCGAGAUGCAGGUGGGACCGGAACCGGAAUCCCCCUCUUCAAGUGCCUCUUUCCUCUCCGGACUCGACCCUGUCGUCUGAGAAGCUUGGGCGGGGGUGGGCGUGGGGGAUCGGUGUUGGAGGGGUGCUUGGCUCCCGAGAGGGUAGCAGAUAGUUAGUCCCUCGGAGGCUCCGGCCCAGGGGCAUGUGGAGGGUGUCCAACGAUUAGGAUCGGGUCCGAGUGAUUGACCACGGGGCCCGGAGGGUCCGAACCUGGAGCGCAGCCUGCACCCUCCACCACCCGCCCUUCUGGAAUGUCAGAACUAAGCCAAGAGGCAGGUGCACCGGAAAAUUGUGACUGAGCCUUCUUGGCAGAAGAGAAACUGAGUCACCAGUCCAGGAACCGCAGGCUGUUGGCGCUCACCUCGAGUCUUCUGGCUGCUUUCCUAUUUGCUCCCUGCAGGCUCCCCCUGUCCUCCUCCUGGGGCACAUCAUGAAUGGUGCCCCUUCCCCGGAGGAUGGGGUCUUCCCUUCUCCACCAGCGCUGCCACCACCCCCUCCCCCAAGUUGGCAGGAGUUCUGUGAGUCCCAUGCGAGGGCUGCUGCCCUGGAUCUUGCUCGCCGUUUUCGCCUCUAUCUGGCCUCCCACCCACAAUAUGCAGAGCCAGGAGCAGAGGCUGCCUUUUCUGGCCGUUUUGCUGAGCUCUUCCUGCAGCACUUCGAAGCUGAGGUGGCUCGGGCCUCGGGCUCACUCUCCCCACCUGUCUUGGCUCCAUUGAGCCCUGGUGUGGAAAUCCCACCACCACAUGACCUGUCCCUUGAGAGCUGCAGGGUGGGUGGGCCCCUGGCAGUGUUGGGCCCGUCUCGAUCUUCUGAGGACCUGGCUGGCCCCCUUCCUUCCUCAGUCUCUUCCUCUACAACGUCCUCAAAGCCGAAGCUCAAGAAACGCUUCUCCCUCCGCUCAGUGGGUCGUUCAGUCAGAGGUUCUGUCCGAGGCAUCCUGCAGUGGCGGGGGGCCGUUGACUCUCCCUCCCAAGCUGGGCCUCUGGAGACCACAUCAGGUCCUCCAGUUCUAGGUGGAAACAGCAACUCCAACUCCUCUGGUGGUGCUGGGACAGUUGGUAGGGCACUGGCCAACGAUGGCACAUCCCCUGGGGAGAGAUGGACUCAUCGCUUUGAGAGGCUGAGGCUAAGUCGUGGAGGGGGAACCUUGAGAGACGGAGCAGGAGUGAUACAGAGAGAAGAGCUGCUGAGUUUCAUGGGGGCUGAAGAGGCUGCCCCUGACCCAGCAGGAGUAGGUCGUGGAGGAGGGGCAGCUGGGCUGACCUCGGGAGGAGGAGGGCAGCCUCAGUGGCAGAAAUGUCGCUUACUGCUCCGGAGUGAAGGAGAAGGAGGAGGAGGAAGUCGCUUGGAGUUCUUUGUACCACCCAAGGCAUCCCGGCCCCGUCUUAGCAUUCCCUGUUCUACUAUUACUGAUGUCCGCACAGCCACAGCCCUGGAGAUGCCGGACAGGGAGAACACGUUUGUGGUUAAGGUAGAAGGCCCUUCAGAGUACAUCCUGGAGACAACUGAUGCACUUCAUGUGAAGGCCUGGGUGUCUGACAUCCAAGAGUGCCUAAGCCCAGGACCCUGCCCUGCUAUCAGCCCCCGUCCCAUGACCCUUCCCCUGGCCCCUGGGACCUCCUUCCUCACAAAGGAUAACACAGAGAGCCUGGAGUUGCCCUGCCUGAAUCAUUCAGAGAGUCUGCCUAGCCAGGAUCUUCUUCUGGGACCCAGCGAGAGUAACGACCGCCUGUCGCAGGGAGCUUAUGGAGGCCUCUCAGACCGGCCGUCAGCGUCCUUCUCCCCUAGUUCUGCCUCCAUUGCUGCUUCCCAUUUUGACUCAAUGGAACUGCUUCCUCCAGAGUUGCCCCCUCGAAUUCCCAUUGAGGAGGGGCCUCCAGCAGGGACAGUUCAUCCCCUCUCUACCCCGUACCCUCCCCUGGAUACUCCUGAAGCAGCCACAGGGUCAUUCCUCUUUCAAGGGGAGGCAGAGGGGGGUGAGGGGGACCAGCCCCUCUCAGGCUACCCUUGGUUCCACGGCAUGCUCUCUCGGCUCAAAGCUGCCCAGUUAGUGUUAGAAGGAGGUACCAGCUCCCAUGGUGUCUUCUUGGUACGCCAGAGUGAGACAAGACGUGGUGAAUAUGUCCUCACUUUCAACUUCCAGGGCAAGGCUAAGCACCUGCGUUUGUCACUAAAUGAGGAGGGUCAGUGCCGGGUCCAACAUCUGUGGUUCCAGUCCAUUUUCGAUAUGCUUGAGCACUUCCGGGUGCACCCCAUCCCUCUGGAGUCUGGAGGCUCCAGUGAUGUUGUCCUUGUCAGCUAUGUGCCCUCCCAGCGGCAGCAGGGUGAGCAGAGCAGGUCUCCAGGGGAGGAGGUGCCCGUGCACCCAAGAAGUGAGAACGGAGCACCUCCCGUGAUCCAACCCAGCCCUCUGAACCCCCUCCAUGGACAGAUCCCCCACAUCCUGGGGCAGAAGAGGCGUCGGGGGCGCCAGAAGUGGCGGCAGCCACAGCCGCAGCAGCCAAAGAGAGGCAAGAGAAGGAGAAAGCGGGCGGCGGAGGGGUCCAGGAAGAGCUGGUCCCCAUGGCUGAGCUGGUCCCCAUGGCUGAAUUGGAAGAGGCCAUAGCACCAGGCACUGAGGCUCAGGGUGGUGCUGGCUCUAGUGGGGACUUGGAGGUGUCCCUAAUGGUACAGCUCCAGCAGUUACCACUAGGGGGCAACGGAGAAGAAGGGGGUCACCCCCGAGCCAUUAAUAACCAGUACUCAUUUGUCUGAGAUACCUGCCCACCCUCCAUUUUCCUGCUCCCAGCCUUAAGUUGUGAGACUGGGCUGGGUAAGAACACAGAGGAAAGUGGGAGUCCCCUCCCUACAUGCUUCCUGACCCUUGUCAGCCAAGGGUGUGUAUGUUGGUACAAGUAGAGGUUCAAGAGCCCUGUUAAGUCCCCAGUUACUACACUACAGGUGCCCUUGCCCCGAGCCAAGGACUUGGGCUCUAUUACCUCCCUGAGGGGCUCUUAUGGUCAGCCCCAUCCCUGGGGGCUGUUUCCCCCACUAAUAACCCCCAACCCAAGCAAGGGUGAGGGGGAAGGGCUGUCAGUUAUAUUAAGGUUGUUGUUGUUGUUUUAAACAAAAUGGAAAAGCAUAAAUAAAUAAAGGGUUUAUCUCAGUUCCAUCACGA